Messenger RNA from Drosophila biarmipes, 565 nucleotides. RefSeq names its product MICOS complex subunit Mic10. Gene Ontology annotation, cellular component: mitochondrion; mitochondrial inner membrane; MICOS complex. The record is from RefSeq and is a predicted model, not a curated record. NCBI's taxonomy places the organism in Eukaryota, Metazoa, Arthropoda, Insecta, Diptera, Drosophilidae. The transcript has a single exon. The coding region runs from base 159 to 407 and encodes 82 amino acids.
AUUCUUGAGAUUUUUUUAUAAAGCUAGCAUAAUCAAUAUGGUAAUACAAAAGUUUGAAAAAGUAGGUGGCAAAUGGCAUGUUUUCGGUUCAAAUGUCAGGUUCGUCAUAGAAAAAUACUACUUCUCGAAAUUUUUAAAAAUUGCCAUUAAGAUCGAAAAUGUCUCAUGAUGCGCCCAAGUCCUCCGACAAACAGCCCAAAAGGGAGCCUCCAGCUGUGACUGCGGAAACCAUCACCAUGGACAAAUGCAUCGCCGACUUUUGCCUGAAGGGGGGAAGUGGCCUGAUCAUUGGCAGCGUUUUCACCCUGUUCUUCACGCGUCCACAAACCUAUCCCAUUUGGCUGGGGAUGGGCUUUGGCAUGGGUGUAGCCUACGACUGCUGUCAGGCCCGUUGGAGUGAGCAAUAGUAUUCGAAUGAUCUUGAGCAUUAUUUAGCGUAGGGUUUUUUAGUUCUGGAAACAUUUGGAAACUUGUAUUUGAAGAAUUAUAAAGUAUAUGAAUAUAUCUUAAAUAAAACGGUUUUGAGACUUAAAUAAAAAAAUAAUUAAAAAAAUUAACUUUUAAA